Messenger RNA from Cynara cardunculus var. scolymus (artichoke), 1618 nucleotides. RefSeq lists its product as uncharacterized. The record is from RefSeq and is a predicted model, not a curated record. NCBI's taxonomy places the organism in Eukaryota, Viridiplantae, Streptophyta, Magnoliopsida, Asterales, Asteraceae. Bases 103 to 1383 code for a protein of 426 amino acids. The transcript is spliced from 4 exons.
AACCCUACUCAAAACCCUCGUCCGCCACUCUCACACCGCCGUGGACGGCGGAGCAAAGCUUCAUAUUCAUUUUUCUCCUCCUAUAACCGCAAAACCAACGGAAUGGCGUCAGCCACGGCUGCUUCUGAUGUAACCGAUGGACCAGUCCUUACUCUCAUCAACAAGCGCAUCCGUAACCUAAGAAAAAAACUCAACCGAAUCUCUCAGCUCGAAGGAUCCAUUGCUGAGGGGAAAUCCUUCAUCAAAAACAAAGAGCAAGAAGAACUCCUUAAAUCAAAACCUACGAUCGUCGCUGCUGUCGACGAGCUCGAGAAGUUUCGCCAGCCUUUAUCCGUCGCCGUUGAUGAAGAAAUCAAUCUUGCUAUACAACACCGUCUCGUUGGAGCAUCGGAAAACAAUGAUGAUGAAGUUGAUGGUGAUAAUGUGGGCAAAACCUUAGAAAAUGAACAAAAAGAGACGGUGCUACCUGUUGCGUUUGUGGAGGAUCUUCUGAGUUUGAUUUACUUUGGGACUAUGUUUGAUGUGAAAUCGCAGAGUGAUUUCAAUUCGAUUAUGCUGACAAGGACGCACGAGAGGAACUGUUGCUUGACGUAUGACUAUGUUACUGAUGAUGAGGCUGCUGUCAUGUUGGGAGAGAGGGAUUUGGAUUUGAUCUCGAUGAUGGGUUCUCUGUUGAUUUCAAGACCAGUGGAUUCGAGUCUUUCGCACCAGAAUGCAUUACAGAGAUGCAUUGAACAUGCAAAGCUUUGGCUUGCGAAGUCUGAACAGCCUAUUGAUUCGAACUCCAUUGUUACUUAUGCCGCUCUGAGAGAGAAAUUAGCAAAGAUUAUUGGGUCAGAUUUCUUCAAAAUAACACCAGAGAUGAAAGCAACUGCUGAUGUGGCUGCGGAAGCUGCAGGUAACUAUGCUUUCCAAGUGCCAGUGCAGGUGGAAUCAGUUACUCAUCAUGAACAAAAGGAAGAUGAUGCUCAAGAUUUUCAAAGAAAUGAGACAUAUGAAGACCAAUCUACUCCGAUUGAAGAUUCUCUCAAGUAUGAGGCAGAAGGUCAAAACUCCGUAGAAACUCUGGUUCAGGUGGAGUCGGUUGAAACACAUGCAGGUAGUGCAGACAAGGAACAGUAUGUACCUAGACGGUCUUAUCAGAACCAAAGAGGCGGUGGCGGUGGUCGUGGUGGCGGUGGGCGCAGAGGUUACGGAAAUGGCCGUGGUGGUCGAAGUGGUGGACGAGCUGGGCCAUACCAGAAUGGACGGAACCAAUACAAUGAUCAGCCUGGAGGUUAUUACCCCCGGAACUACCAAGGUGGUCGGGGAAGAGGCGGGCGGGGUAACAGCGGCGAUGCUUACAGCAACAAUGGUUCCAGUGUCCAAGUUGCGGAGUCUUGACCCGACUUCUUGAGGGGUUAGGUUUGGUUAUAUGGUUUUUUUGGUUACUAAAUCUUGUUUGGUAAAUGGUGAAAAAUGAUCUAAAAAUCAUUUUACAUGAAACAUGGAAUGAAUUGUCAGGAUCCCAUUUUCUCUUCUGAGUGCAAGUAAUGAUGGAUUCAUAUGUGAUUAGACAUCAAACAGAAGCAUAUUUUUAGACUGCAAAUCAAUGAAGGCUUUUUUUUUCUCUGGUCAA